AUGGAUGUGGACCAAUGCAACGGCAAUAUCCCCUCUGAAUGCGACUACGACACUUCGAAGUUCCACCAGAUUCUUGUGGAGGAUCCACACUCAGGUUCUUCUUGCUCCUUCACGAUUCCUAAACGCUACGCGAACUUGAGAUUUCUGAAUGCUGGCGCUCAAGGAACUGUUGUGUCCGCUGACGACACUUUGACCGGGACGAAAGUCGCUAUCAAGAAGAUGCAACAACCAUUUGUGAUGACGAUGAGUGCUCGUAGAGCGUACCGC
Messenger RNA from Ostertagia ostertagi, 267 nucleotides. NCBI's taxonomy places the organism in Eukaryota, Metazoa, Nematoda, Chromadorea, Rhabditida, Trichostrongylidae. The record is from the annotation of a GenBank genome assembly.